Molecule: messenger RNA, 869 nt
Organism: Mycotypha africana
Lineage: Eukaryota; Fungi; Mucoromycota; Mucoromycetes; Mucorales; Mycotyphaceae
Exons: 5
Coding region: 237-785 (182 amino acids)
Source: RefSeq, a predicted model, not a curated record
GUCGUUAAUAUUUGAUAUGUCUACAAUUGACAAAAAAAAAAGGCUCAAAAUAUUAUCAACUUUUUACAUUCAAAUCCUUUCUCCCGUUCCUGAUAAUUUUUCUUUUGCCGCAUAAAUCUCCAGCUGUUUCGUCUGUGUCGAUUCCUCAAAAUUGGUUGCAUAAAUCGAUUUGGAAAAAAAGAAACUUCUCCAAAGCUCUUUUUUUCAUACCUUGAGUUUAUUCCUUGUAAAAGACAAUGCAAGCAGCGGAAAGCGCAAACCCGUCAAUGUCAGCCAAAGAUGGCUCGAAUAAUGCUCUCCAUUCAGCAAAUGCUCCUCCAAAGAAAGCAAACAUUACCGCAUCUCCUGUUUCAAACGAGGCAACAGCAGUCUCCAACGCUAAAGCAACUACAUCUGUCACUGCCCCCAGUACCUCACUGGGAAAUACAAGUAACUUGACAACUACUGGUAACGGCGUUCCCGUUACAACGGUGAGCGAAGCAGCAACAAACGCUGAGACUGACGAUGAGGCCAUUCGAAAUCAAAAGCUUGUCGAGGAAUUUCAGUAUCUGUUAGAGAAAAGUCAAAGUCUAUUCAGUGGGUUGAGAGAUCUUCCUCCAACAGGAAGCCAUAGACAAUGGAGACCUGUAAGUAUCAAUGGCUAUUUUAACUCUAAAGUAAAUGUCAUCAAGGUGUUCAUCUAUUCUUUUAGUAUUUUGAGAAAACUUUUGAAGUUUACACAAAGCUCUGGAAGUUUCAACAGACUCAUCGUUCUAUCUUGGAGAAUAAAAGCAACUAUGGCUUGAAACGAUGGGAAGUAGGUGAAAUAGCAAGUAAAAUCGGUCAACUAUAUUAUCAUUACUAUUUGAGAACAAGCGAGACAAAUUAUC